Molecule: messenger RNA, 1992 nt
Organism: Brassica napus (rape)
Lineage: Eukaryota; Viridiplantae; Streptophyta; Magnoliopsida; Brassicales; Brassicaceae
Product: E3 ubiquitin-protein ligase DA2-like
Exons: 8
Coding region: 633-1856 (407 amino acids)
Cellular component (GO): cytoplasm
Source: RefSeq, a predicted model, not a curated record
UCACUCCAUCGUUCUCUGUUCCCUUUCGCUUCUCUCUCUCUCUCUCUUGAGAUUUUCCGUCAAAAUAGAAUCGAAGAGGAAGGGAGGAUAAAAGCCAACAAAACAAGAAAGUACAAUUUUUUUCAGAUACAUAACUUCUUCGUCUUAAAAUCCUCUGUUUUAUUUCUUCUUCUCUGUUUCAUAUAAAUAAGAAACACACACAAACACUGUAUCUUUGCUUCUGUCUCUCUCCACAGAGUAAAAGUUCUGAUCGUGUCUCUUAUCGUUUACCCAUCUUCUCGAUCUCGUCUCUUCUGCAGUUUGUUGGUUCCUCUCCAAGUUUUCAGGUUUUUUAAAUUUUUUUUCAGAUUUAUUAGGGCUUCUUCUCCUUUUCUGUUUAAAUUCAUUGAAUUGUCUGAAAAUUAGUACUUUUUAAUUGAAAAAUUCGAAAUUUAGGGCUUUUUUUAAUUCCUUUAAAAUGGUUUGAAGAAAUUAGUGUUUUGUUAAAUAAAGAUUCUCUCUUUAAUGGUGAAGAUUGUUUUAAAGCAUGUACCUUUAGAUUAGUCUCUCCAUUGUGAUAUUGUAGAAAGGAACUGUUUUUUAUAGUCUCUGCCCUUAAAGUAGGAGAAAGAUUAGAACAUUUUGUGAGAGAGAUGGGUAAUAAGCUGGUGGGGAGGAAGAGGCAAGUGGUGGAAGAAAGAUACACAAAGCCACAAGGCUUGUAUGUGAAUACAGAUGUCGACAUUAAGAAGCUUAGGAAACUCAUUGUUGAGUCUAAGCUUGCUCCUUGCUAUCCUGGGGAUGAUGAGAGCUGCCACGAGCUCGAGGAAUGCCCCAUUUGCUUCCUGUACUAUCCUAGCCUCAAUAGAUCAAGAUGUUGCAUGAAAAGCAUCUGUACAGAGUGUUUUUUGCAAAUGAAGAAUCCUAACUCAGCUCGGCCCACUCAGUGUCCUUUUUGUAAAACACCAAACUAUGCUGUUGAGUACCGUGGAGUAAAGACCAAGGAGGAAAAGGGCAUGGAACAAGUUGAAGAGCAAAGGGUAAUAGAAGCGAAAAUAAGGAUGAGGCAGAAAGAAAUGGAGGAUGAUGAAGAGAAGAUGCAGAAACGUAUGGAAUCAUCCUUUUCCUCUAGCACAAGCGCAGUGACUGGUGAAAUGGAAUACGGUUCUGCUGCUUCAGCAAUAUCUUAUAAUGAUCCCAUGGAAGACGCUGAAACUUCUUCAUCACAGAACGUCUCAGUUGCUAGACAGCGCUCCCGCCGUUCUCGAGGAAACAGGGACGAAGAGGCUGAAGCUGACCUUGAAGAGUUGAUGGUCAUGGAAGCAAUAUGGCUCUCCAUGCAGGAAACAGGGAUGCGGAGAGAUUCAGGUGGUGGAGAAGUGACACCUUUUAGGCAGUAUGUAUCAGAAGAAGAUCAUAGUUAUGCAGAACCAGCAACGCCGUCUUCAUCAUCUGGUGGACUUCCUUGUGCAAUCUCUGCACUUGCUGAACAACGCCAGCAAAUGGUUGGUGAAUCCUCCAAUCACAAUCACAACGUCAACGUUUCUUCGUACAGUAUGCUUCCUGGCAACUGCGACAGUUACUACGACAUAGAACAAGAGACAGAUGACAUUGAACACCACCACCACCAUCAUCAGCAUCAUCAUCAGCAGCAUAAUUAUUACCAUGGCAACACCGAGAUGGGAGAAACGGGGAGCAGCUCUUCUUACAUGAACGGCAGCGAGAGCUUCCACAACUUUCCUCUUCCACCACCUCCUCCUCUGGUGAUUGCUCCAGAGAGUUUUGAGGAGCAGAUGAUGAUGGCUAUGGCUGUGUCUUUGGCGGAGGUUCAUGCCACGACCACCACAAGUGCACCAACUGAAGUUACUUGGCAAUAAGUAAGUAGGGGCCUAGUAGUAAUGGAAACUCAAUGCGUGUAUUUUCACUUCAUUCAUAUAAAUGUUUGUUCCUAUAGGAAAGAAGAAAAAAAAAAAACACAGUAAUUUUCAGAUUUAAUAGAAAGAGUUGGGAACU